This is a messenger RNA of Dioscorea cayenensis subsp. rotundata (Guinea yam), 1851 nucleotides long. RefSeq names its product pentatricopeptide repeat-containing protein At2g20540-like. Bases 1 to 1851 code for a protein of 616 amino acids. Gene Ontology annotation, molecular function: protein binding; RNA binding. The record is from RefSeq and is a predicted model, not a curated record. The transcript has a single exon. NCBI's taxonomy places the organism in Eukaryota, Viridiplantae, Streptophyta, Magnoliopsida, Dioscoreales, Dioscoreaceae. Gene Ontology annotation, biological process: RNA modification.
AUGCGCCUCCCUUUCCCUCCAGAAACCCUAAUUCCCCCCAAAACCCUAAUCGAGGUUCGUCUUCUCCACUCCCACCUCAUCGUCCACGGCUCUCUAACCCUCUUCCUCCUCCCCAAGCUCAUCCACCUCUAUUCCCUCGCCGGCGCUCCCUCCCCCGCCCUCCGCCUCCUCUCCGAUCACCCUUACCCUCCCCCCUCUUCCUUCCCUCCUCUCCUCUCCUCCCUCCCUCCUCCCCUCUCCCUCCACCUCUACUCCUCCGCCCGCCGCCUCCACCCUCCCGACCCUUUCCUCCUUCCCCCAACCCUCCGCUCUGCCCCUCCUCUCCUCAUCCCUUCCCUUCACGCUGACGCCCUCAAAUCCGGCUGCCGCUCCUCCCCCCACGUCCUCCCGGCGCUCAUCUCCUCCUACGCCCGCAUUCCCGAUCUCAUCUCCGCCCACAAAGCCUUCGACGAUGGCGACCACCUUCACCGCCGCCAAGCCCUCACCUUCAACUCCCUCCUCUCCGCCUACGUCUCCUCCGGCGCCAUCACCCCCGCUCUCAACCUCCUCAUCUCGAUGCAAUCCGACGGCUACGAUCCCGACAUCGUCACCCACAACAUCAUCAUCAACGGCCUCUGCCGCGCCGCACGAUGCGACGACGCCCUCCAUCUCUUCAACCGCCUCCUCCGUCCCAACCUCGUCUCCUGGACCACCAUCAUCGUCGGAUACUCCCGGUGCGCGAAUCACGAGGCAGCUCUCCACCUCUUUCGACGGAUGAUGAUCACCGCCAUCUCCGACUCAUCUGUCCUGCCAGACCACGAUACCUUAUCCUGCGUCAUCUCCUCGUGCCGCCACGUGUCGUGCUUGAGAAACGGGAGAGCCAUCCACUGCUACGGGAUCAAGUCUUGCAAACCCGAUCCCGAGGCGUUCUACUCCGCCGCAGGUGCAGCUUUAGUGGUCAUGUACGCCGGCGGAGGUGAGAUCACAGCCGCCGAACGGGUCUUCCGUUUGAUGGACCACGAUGAUGUGGUGACGUGGAACGCGAUGAUCGUAGGAUUCGCACGUGUGGGAAAGGCUGACGUGGCGAUGGAGCACUUCAAAGAGAUGCAGGUGAGGGGCAUCGGACACGACCAGACUACAUUAGCAACGGUUUUAACCGUCUGUGAUCUGAAACGAGGGAGGGAGAUACAUGCCCUUAGACUUAGGAAUUAUUACGAGAGUGACACUCUACUGUGUGAUAACGCCUUAAUGUGUAUGUAUUCAAGGUUAGGGUGCAUUGACCAUGCCAGUUCCAUCUUUAGGACUAUGAGCGUGAAGGACUUAGUCUCAUGGAACACUAUGAUCGGAGGGUGCGGGUCACAUGGACGAGCUAAAGAUUCAAUUAAGCUCUUCCAUGAUAUGGUCAAGUCCGGAGUAAAACCCAACAUGAUAACCAUGACUAAUGUUUUGAUGGCUUGUAGUCAUGGGGGAUUAGUAGAUGAAGGAAUGAAAUUGAUUAAGUGUGCGGUGAGAGAGUACGAUGUUGUCGUUACGAGUGAGCAAUGUGCGUGUGUGGUUGACAUGCUUAGUCGGGCGGGGAGAUUCGAGGAGGUGGUGGAGCUCGCCGGAGAAAUAGAGGGUGGUGGGGGUAGUGUUUGGGGGGCAAUGCUUGCAGCUUGUGAGGUGUAUGAGAGUGUGGAGUUUGGGAAGGUUGCAUUUGAUGCAUUGGUUAGGUUGGAGCCUGAGAAUGCUGGGAAUUAUGUUACAAUGGCCAGUAUAUAUUGUAAGGCUGGGAUGUGGGAUGAGGCUAAGAAGGUUAGAAGGAUGAUUGAUGGGAAAGGGUUGGUCAAGCCUGCUGGGAAUAGUUGGAUUCAUGUUGGGGCUAUUAAGUAG